AUGAUACAUCCGAAGUAUCGAAAGGGGAUCAAAAAGACUCUUUAUUUUACCUUUAGAAAACAGAAACGCAAUUACUAUCGCGCGUGUAAUUCUAAAAAUGUUUUGCCUAAGACAAUUAUUGGAACAGAUGAAUGGCGUUGCUAUUAUGUUGCACUUAGAACCUUAAAUUCCAGUGUGCCAGAUUAUGUUCAUGAAACAAUAAACUAUUCGAUAAACUUUGUUGACCCCUCAUGCCCUUCUAUACACACGCAAUCUACAGUGCGCGUCAAAAUCUUAAGACACCUAAAAAAAAAAUUUUUUCCCAUGCAAAAUCAAACAAAAUACAAUUCUAAAAUAACUAUUCGUAUUUAA
Vairimorpha ceranae is the source of this 351-nucleotide messenger RNA. RefSeq lists its product as hypothetical. The record is from RefSeq and is a predicted model, not a curated record. Lineage: Eukaryota; Fungi; Microsporidia; Nosematidae. The transcript has a single exon. The coding region runs from base 1 to 351 and encodes 116 amino acids.